AUGAGCAAUCCCAAUCCCAAUUCGCAUUCACAAUCACGUCCUCAUACUCAUCCUCAAUUACAUAUAACGACACAACAAUCUCAAGCAGGACCUUCUACACCUCAACUUCAAACUCAACUACCUAGACGUCCAUUAGGCGCAAGGAAAAGAGGUGUCGCGGUCGUUCCAGGUUUAUUCGUUGCUAAUCCUGAUAAUUCAGAUGAUGAAGAUUCACAUUCCCACUCUCACUCUCAUACUGGACAAUCAUCACAAUCACAGAUCAAAUCAUCUAAUCAAUCUCAAUCUCAAAGAUCACCUUCCACAAUAUCACCAGUAAGCAUACAUUCAUCUUCAAGUAGAAACAGUAACGUACCUAUCCAUCAACACCAACAACCUAAUUCACCGAGUUUAUCAUUAAAAUCGAAUAUACAUUUUCCUACUAUACCUGCACCUCAAUCAUCACCCUUGCCUGCUCUUUCAUCAUUCCCAAAUCCAAAUCCACAUCCAGGUUCAAGUCCGAAUAGAACUCCACAAUCAUCAAUACAAAAUCAUAUCCUACCUUCUUCUUCAAUCACACCUACACCUACGCCUACACCGAAUGUAUAUGGACAUAGACCGGAGAUAUCGCCUGUCCCACCUCAACCACCACCUCAACCUGAAAGACAUUUACGUAGAGCUUUCACGACACCUAUCAAUGCUCCUGUAUCAGAACAAAACACUACGAGACCACCACACGAAAUAAGAACUGCGUCAGGCUCGACGAUACCUCACCAACAUCAACAAUCACAACAACAAUAUCAACAUCAGCAACAGCAACAGCAUCAGCAACAGCAACAAUAUCAAGCACCACAAUCACCUUCAAGAGCAUUACCUCCUCUGCCUUCACCGCCCAUAUCCGCUCCUUCACCUAGAAACCAUUCCCCAUCAAACUCCAUCCCCCCAAGUUUCCGCCAUCACUUCUCACAAAGUCGCGUGGCUAGUCCUGAAGAUGUACUCAGUCCAGCUGUAGGCAGUGAAGGUAGUUCAAGUAUGAUGAGCGUAGGAAUGUCAAACAGAGACAGAUCAGGUUCGACCCAUAGCCAUCAAGUUAGAUUACAGGUUACAACGGAUAACGAAGCAUUUCAUUUGGUGGAUAUUACUGGUAUCAAUACAGCUGAAGGAAUAAGAGAAAAAGUGUUCUCAAAGCUACGGAUUCGAGAUGAAGAACACCCAACCCUGUCAAUGUAUCGAACAGAAAUCGGUGAACCGGCAGACGAUAUUCCCAUUUUACCAGCCUCUCUCCUUCAUGUAUGCACCUCUCAAGGCGAUUCAAGAGCGACCCUCAAAUUUCUCGUCAAACAGACCAACGUGCCGACGUCUUCCGCCGCAUCUGUGAUACCUCCAGCGGUCUCUCAGGCGGAUUAUAGCACUUAUCGUUCAGUAGCAGACAAUCGUCGUGCAGGCAUGCCACCAAUCACGACAGACCUUCCCCAUGCACUUGUCAAUCGACCAUCAUCUCGUCAAUCGAAAGAGGGAAGCACGAGUAGUGCAAGUGGAGAACUGGUAGAACGUGGUCCCCUUAGUACCAGCGAUUGGAGCGAUUUAGGUCCUGAAGCGGAAGAAUGGAGCGGGAAACGAAAUAGAAAGACUGCAGGUAGAUCAAACGGUAGUUCAAGAUCUCCAAUCACAGAUCCUACAUCCUCUUCUCCAGCUCUUCCAACUCCACCUACAACCUACAUCGUCCCUCCGCAUCACACUCGAGAGAAUUCUUCACUCUCAUCCCCGGCCGGUAGAUUUCAUGAUCUCAAUCAUCCCGCAUCUCCUACUAUCAUUGAGCCCUUCCCUAAACCUCAAGCUCGUAAUCCGAUACCGACAUCUGGCUCACGAUCCUCAAGUCGACAAAGUUAUCAAGAUCCUUUUCUCACUAGUAGUAGUGCUGGACCAAGUCGACCUGCAAAUACCGGACUUGGUCUUAAUCUUGAUGACGACAUAGAUCCUGAGACUCGAGCGUUGAUUGAACAAUUCCAACGAGAAGAAAGGGAGGCUCAAAUGGCUGAUGAGGCUGAGAAGCAACGACAGCUAGCGCAGGAUGAGGAAUUAGCAAGGAAAGAGCAACAAGAAGAGCAAGAUUUGUGGCAUAUGGUACAACGGCUGCGAAUGGAAAACAGUCAGACAACACAAGCUCAGAUAGCAGAUGAUGAGGCUCGAGCGCGUGCGGUCGAAGCUGAGGAGAGGCUAGAGGAGGAGAGACAUCAAGCGAUGGAAGCUGCUCGAGCUGCAUGGCACGCUGAACAACGUGAAGAAAGGGAAAGUCGUUUUCACACCUUUGAUCAAGAUCGUCGAGCGAGGCAAGAUUACUUCAGGAACCGAGCUCAGACGGGCAGACCCCUGGACGAAUCUACUACAUAUCGUGUUCCAGUUUCAGACGAAAGGCCGGGGUCAAGAAUGUCGGAGAGCCGAGCUGCUGCCAAUCGACAGCCAUCUGGCCCUGUCCCUCUUCGACAAGGGAGCACGAUCAAUCAGCCGCUGUAUCAAUCUCCCCCAGCUCAGUAUUCUCCUGAGAUCAAUUACCCUCAACACCCAGCUCCUCAUCGACCGACUGGAUUCUCCGCACAUCCGUAUCAAGAGGCUUCGCACGCUCAAGAAAGGCUGAACGAUCCAAGAUUGCGACAGGUCACAGGAAGGCAAACGCCUGGUGUCCAAAGUGGCUCAUUGGGAUCAAGAGGCGAUCCAAGACAGAGACUCCCCGCUGCAUAUAUUCGAGAAACAAGCGGGGAUACACUCACCGCAUCUUCGAGUGUACAAAACGUCAGAUCGAUGGAUAAUCUACGUCCUUUCAGCCAACAAGGUCCCAAUUACCAUCCUACAUACCAAAACAUUCCUGCUCGUUCAGCAAUGACUCCUCAACCAGGAGGUUACAAUGAACGUCGGAAUAUUCAACCUGCUGCUGCCUACCGAAGCUCCUCGACUGAUCGUGUUCAUGAUGGAAGAUAUCCCGAAGCUGUCCAACCGGCUAGACUGCCCUCGUUACAGGUCUCGACAGGAGAUACAGGUACUAUUCCAUUCCCGUCACCACAUCCAAGCAUUUCCACCACAUCAACCUAUAAUCGUCCAGGAUUCAGUACCUUGCCUAGGAAUUCUCGGGGACCAAGCUGGGACGGACAAGAACCACCCAUGUCUGCUUCGAGACCUAAUACUGUCCACUACGAUAGAUCUCCACCUCCGCCUGGGUCCCCUCAAACUGCCACGGGUCCCCGUCGUCCUCUCACUUACUAUGACGAUUUCAACCCUCCCCCCACCGCACGAAACGCUGGAACGUAUCACGCAGGAUACAGUGGACCAACAUCGCCUAGUAUCUGGACAAGGCCUAGAAGCGGGUCCGCAUCUGUGCCCUAUCGAUCCACUUCACCUGUACUUGAUACUUCUCGGCGUGUUAGUGAGGGUACUCCAUUUGGGGACGACAGAGAAUCUCAACUUCCUUACAAUCACCCUAGCACGUCUCCCGAGGCUUCAUGGUUGUCGGUUUCUCGAUAUGGCCGUAGCGACACAGAUACAUCGUCUGUGGCCGGCACUGUCAGCUCCGAAGGAACCGUCAAAGCGCAGAGGAAUGAAGAUACAGACUCCAAUGAUACUGCUAAGGCUGGAGUCUGGGAGAAUCACAUAAAGAAUAUGCUGAAAGCGUCGGGAGAUUCGGGAGAUGGUACCGCUCGACCCCCUGCUGCUGAUGAAGAUGAGGCUACCUUGUGGAUAACUGCUCCAAUAGUUCCCCAAACACCUCCGUCUCUCGAUCGUUCCAGUGCUGUACGGCCUUCCCCGUCCAAACCCAAUCUCAUCGUCAACACCGCUGCUCUUAGCGGCUCCGAUAGUGUUCAUUCGGUCACUACGCCAUCCGAUAGUGCUACUGAGUCCGAAGGUACAGGUGAAGGCUCAAUGAUCAGACGAGGGAAAUCUUUCGCUCGGCCCAAAGAUCCAAAUCAAUGGAACUUCAGACCUGAACCUGAACAACUAUAUGAGAACCUUGAUCGAGUUUUCCCAAAAAUCGAUCUGGAUCAACCCAUCGUGCAAGGAACGGCUUCUACUCCAACUACGCCAGCUGCAGAAUCACCUUCAAGACUGGAAAUUCUUCAACCAUCUCAACCCUUAUCAUCAAAAUUAUCAAAUGUGACAAUACCAUCUGCAGAACCUCCUCGGCCGACAUCGAUAUCAGCAUUGACUAAGAGUAAAUUCAACAAAGCUGAGAACAGACGUUCGAUAAGGGUCGUAGCGGAUCAUAUGAGACGCGCGUUACAAAGACAAACUCGUGAACCUCCUAAUCUUACAAAUGAGAAACGAGUCAUGCCAAAUGAUCACGAAGAUAAACAGACAAAAGUUGAAAGGAGAAGUUCGAAGAUGUGGGACCACAAAUUGGUUGAAGUCACUCCUUCAAAGAUCGCUUUGGGGCAAAUGGAGAACGCAAUCCCUGAAUCACCAGCAAGUGAUGGUAAGCCUGGUACUGUCAAUUGGGUCAAAGGUGAACUAAUAGGCAAAGGAUCAUACGGUCGUGUAUAUAUCGCUUUAAAUGUGACCACCGGAGAUAUGAUGGCUGUCAAACAAGUCGAACUACCAGUAUCUGAGACUGAUAGAAAUGAUAAGCGACAACUUGGAAUGAUUAAAGCUCUAAAGGACGAGAUAGUAUUGCUCAAAGACUUGGAACACAAGAACAUAGUCGCUUAUCUUGGUUACGAAACGAGUGAUGAAUUCAUAUCGAUUUUCUUGGAAUAUGUUCCUGGUGGUACGAUCGCUUCGAUCUAUCGAACGCCCAAUCAAGCUAGAUUCGAACCUCAAUUAGUCAGAUUCUUCACUGAACAGAUCUUAGAAGGUUUAGCGUAUCUUCAUUCUAAGAACAUAUGGCAUCGGGAUCUUAAAGGUGACAACAUUCUUGUCGACGCUCAUGGAAUCUGCAAGAUUUCCGAUUUUGGUAUCUCCAAACAGACUGCCGACGCAUAUGAUUCAUUCGGACAAGCUACCAAUAUGAAGGGAUCAGUAUUUUGGAUGGCACCCGAAGUGAUACACUCGUUCUCGGAAAGAACCUAUUCUGGCAAAAUUGACAUAUGGAGUUUGGGCUGUGUAGUCAUGGAGAUGUGGUCUGGUAAAAGGCCCUGGGGCGAUAUGGAGCAAGUUGCGGCGAUGUUUGAGCUAUUCAAUAAACGUGCGAGACCACCUUUACCACCUGAUAUACAUUUAUCGGAUAUAGCAUUAGAUUUCAUGAACAAUCAAUGUUUGGCUACUGAUCCACGAGAUAGACCAAUGGCAAAAGAUCUAUUACAACAUCCAUUUAUCAAAGACAAAGAUAAUCGAUGGACUUUUAGUGAUAGUAAGAUAGGAAAAGCUGUAGCUAAAAGAGGCGCAAAGAGAGUACAAGCGUAA
This is a messenger RNA of Kwoniella shivajii, 5364 nucleotides long. RefSeq lists its product as uncharacterized. The transcript is spliced from 9 exons. The record is from RefSeq and is a predicted model, not a curated record. Gene Ontology annotation, molecular function: ATP binding; protein kinase activity. Gene Ontology annotation, biological process: protein phosphorylation. The coding region runs from base 1 to 5364 and encodes 1787 amino acids. NCBI's taxonomy places the organism in Eukaryota, Fungi, Basidiomycota, Tremellomycetes, Tremellales, Cryptococcaceae.